GCCCCGGCUGGCCCCGGGCUCCGCACCAGGAGGCGGCGGCCAGGCCGAGUCCCAACCGUGCGAGCCGGGGGGACUCCCCGACGGCCACCAGUCCGGCGAGGGACCAGAGAAGGUCGAGGAGGAAGGGUAGCCUCGCCGGGGGCCAGGCCAUGGCGCUCGACUUCCUGGCUGGAUGCGCUGGGGGUGUGGCCGGCGUGCUCGUGGGACACCCGUUUGACACAGUCAAGGCCCCCACCCCUGCCACCACCAUUUUCUUCGUUGACCUUCUCUUAACAAAAGUAAGACCCGGGCCUGCACCGCACCCUGCCACACCCUCCUACUCCGCCCCCCCAGGAGUCCCCUCCCCAACUCGCAGGGGACAGGUGCGGCUUCAGGUCCAGAGCACGGAGAAGCCGCAGUACCGAGGGACCCUGCACUGCUUCCAGUCCAUCAUCAAGCAGGAGAGUGUGCUGGGCCUGUACAAGGGCCUGGGCUCGCCCCUCAUGGGGCUCACGUUCAUCAACGCGCUGGUGUUCGGCGUGCAGGGCAACACCCUGCGGGCCCUGGGCCGCGACACGCCGCUGAACCAGUUCGUGGCCGGCGCGGCGGCCGGCGCCAUCCAGUGCGUCAUCUGCUGCCCCAUGGAGCUGGCCAAGACGCGGCUGCAGCUGCAGGACGCGGGCCCGGGCCGCACCUACCGCGGCUCGCUGCACUGCCUGGCACAGAUCUACCGGCGGGAGGGCCUGCGCGGCGUCAACCGGGGCAUGACGUCCACCCUGCUGCGCGAGACCCCCAGCUUCGGCGUCUACUUCCUCUCCUACGACGUGCUGACGCGCGCGCUGGGCUGCGAGCCCGGCGACCGGCUGCUGGUGCCCAAGCUGCUGCUGGCGGGCGGCACGUCGGGCAUCCUGUCCUGGCUGUCCACCUACCCCGUGGACGUGGUCAAGUCGCGGCUGCAGGCCGACGGGGUGCGCGGGCCCCCGCGCUACGGCGGCUUCGUGGACUGCGUGCGCCAGAGCUACCGCGCCGAGGGCUGGCGCGUCUUCACGCGCGGGCUGGCGUCCACGCUCAGUGGUGCCGCCUGCGCCCUGUGCACCCCCGGCGGCUGGCCAGGCACCGUGCGCUGUGAGCCCCCUGGGAUUCUGACUGUCCCAGGGACAGGAGAGCGGGCGGCCGCCUGGGACCUCUUCCCUCGGUCCCUCCGGUCUGGGGGUGCCCCAGGAGCCCUCCUGGAACGGCUCCCCCUUCCUUCGGCCUCCUCCUCCCGGCCUCCCGUGGCCGCCCGGGCCACCCUCCCGUCCCUCGCAAGUGAACAGGCCUCGCAGCUCCUCGCGCGGAGGCAGGCAGACGAAGCCCCCGCGGCCCAAGCUGCUGGGACCUUCCCCAUCAACCCUCGUCGCCGACAGGCGGCCGAGCUGCAGAGCUCCUCCCAGAGCAGUUUGGAGGAGUGA
Suricata suricatta (meerkat) is the source of this 1430-nucleotide messenger RNA. It is a transcript of the gene SLC25A29, whose product is annotated as solute carrier family 25 member 29. The transcript is spliced from 9 exons. Gene Ontology annotation, biological process: mitochondrial L-ornithine transmembrane transport. Lineage: Eukaryota; Metazoa; Chordata; Mammalia; Carnivora; Herpestidae. Gene Ontology annotation, molecular function: high-affinity L-arginine transmembrane transporter activity. The record is from RefSeq and is a predicted model, not a curated record. The coding region runs from base 150 to 1430 and encodes 426 amino acids. Gene Ontology annotation, cellular component: mitochondrion.